UCACCACGUCACACAGGGCGUGACGCUGCUCGACGCUGCUGCUGCUGCUGCGCCGCAUCACUCUCUCACUGUACGUGACGUCAAACCAGCAUGGCGGUCAAGGUGCAAUCUACCAAACGCGGGGACCCAAGUGAGCUGAAAUCAAUCUUCCAGAAGUAUGCCAGUGUAGCGGACAAAGAUGGAGAGAGGUUCAUGACCCCAGGAGACUUUGUCCAGAGGUAUCUAGGACUACACACGCAGAUCCACCACAACCCCAAAACUGUACAGCUCAUCGCUGCUGUCGCAGACACUACAAAGGACGGGCUGAUCUCGUUCCAGGAGUUUCUUGCAUUUGAAUCGGUGUUGUGUGCGCCCGACACCCUCUUCAUAGUAGCCUUCCAGCUAUUCGACAAGACCGGAACCGGGAACAUUUCCUUUGAGAAUGUGCGGGACAUCUUCAGCCAGACCACAGUGCACCACCACAUCCCCUUCAACUGGGAGUGCGAAUUCAUCCGUCUGCACUUUGGACACGACCGCAAGAAAAACAUCAGCUACCUCGAGUUCACCCAGUUCCUGCAGGAGCUGCAGUUGGAGCAUGCACGCCAGGCGUUCGCCCAGAAGGACAAAGAGAAGAAUGGCGUCAUCUCCGCCAUGGACUUCAGUGACAUUAUGGCCACCAUCAGACACCACGUGCUCACACCCUUUGUGGAGGAGAACCUCGUCUCUGCUGCAGGUGGCAGCACCUCUCACCUGGUCAGCUUCUCUUACUUCAAUGCCUUCAACUCCCUCCUGAACAACAUGGAGCUGAUUCGCAAGAUCUACAGCACACUGGCCGGCACGCGGAAGGACACACUCGUGACCAAAGAGGAGUUUGUUCACGCUGCCAACAAGUUUGGUCAGAUCACUCCCAUGGAAAUUGACAUCCUUUACCAGCUGUCAGGCCUGUUCUCCUCCUCUGGGCGCCUGAAUUUUGCUGACAUCGAGAGGAUAGCUCCUUUAGAGGAAGGAUGUCUGCCCCACCACCUGGCUGAAACCCAAAAACAGGCCCUCGGGGACUCCUCCAGGCCUGUGUAUCUCCAGGUUGCAGAGUCGGCCUACAGGUUCACCCUGGGCGCCAUCGCUGGUGCUACGGGAGCGACGGCCGUGUAUCCCAUCGACUUGGUGAAGACUCGUAUGCAGAACCAGAGGUCCACAGGAUCCUUUGUUGGAGAGCUGAUGUACAAGAACAGCUUUGACUGCGCUAAGAAGGUGCUUCGCUACGAGGGCUUCUUCGGCUUCUAUAGAGGUCUGGUCCCUCAGCUUAUAGGUGUAGCACCUGAGAAGGCCAUCAAACUCACAGUGAAUGACCUUGUAAGAGACAAGUUCACCGGCAAGGACAACACAAUUCCUUUUUUUGCAGAGGUCUUGGCUGGUGGUUGUGCUGGAGGCUCUCAGGUGAUCUUUACCAACCCUCUGGAGAUUGUGAAGAUUCGCCUGCAGGUGGCAGGUGAGAUCACCACUGGACCUCGAGUCAGCGCAGUCAAUGUGGUUCGUGACCUGGGCUUCUUCGGCCUCUACAAGGGUGCUAAAGCGUGUUUUCUGAGAGACAUCCCCUUCUCUGCCAUCUAUUUCCCGGCGUACGCUCACCUCAAGACCCAGUUUGCUGACGAGCAAGGCAGGCUGGGAGCCCUGCAGCUUCUCGCUGCUGGAGCGAUUGCAGGUAUCCCUGCAGCCUCCCUCGUGACGCCUGCUGACGUCAUCAAAACACGUCUGCAAGUCGCAGCAAGGGCGGGACAGACCACGUACACCGGAGUCAUCGACUGCUUCAGGAAGAUCAUGCAAGAGGAAGGGUUCAGGGCUUUGUGGAAGGGAGCUGGAGCUCGUAUGUGCCGAUCUUCUCCUCAGUUUGGUGUGACUCUGGUGACUUAUGAGCUUUUGCAGCGGUGGUUCUACGUCGACUUUGGAGGACAUCGUCCGACAGGAUCUGAUCCGACACCCAAGUCUCGCAUCUCAGAGCUUCCUCCCAUUAACGCCGACCACGUCGGAGGCUAUCGCCUGGCAGCAGCCACCUUUGCCGGGGUGGAGAACAAGUUUGGCCUCCACCUUCCCAAAUUCAAGUCCUCCGGCGUGGUUUCCAUACAUCACCCAGAGCCAGCCGCCGCCGCCGCCGCCACGCCGGCUCAGGCCCCGUAGAGGUUCUGAAUCUCCAUAUCACUCUGCCAUCCCUCUCCUCCUCUACCAGGAGCCAGACACUUCGAUUAGAUACACAAAUAAAACACGCACACAGUUGAAACACACUCCACAACAACCAAGGUGAAGGUGUGCUCCGCUGGCAACCCAGCCAGAGGAGAGCUGGCUUACAGCUGUGGACCGGGACCGGAGUGCUGACUGCGUCGUAUCAUCAGUGGCUGCACGCUCAUAGCAUCUCCAUCAUUUGUGUUCUUCUCUCCAGCAUUCGUAUUAAACGGAGCCUUGGGCACUCCUCUCUCUAUUUCUCUCUCUCAUGAGUAGCUGAUUUGAUUUUUAUUCUGUUUUCCGUCUGAUACUCAGUGCGAGUAGGACUUCUCUUAUUGGACAGCGGGCAUAGAAACUAUUAGAUUGGUCAGCACGGUGUGUGGGGCUUCACUCUCGGUUGGUCCUCCCACAGGAGGCUACGUACUGUACAUAUUGUAUAACUGUGCUGAGGCGGCAUAUUGACGGGAAGGAAAAGUGUUACUAAGCUCCGUAACCUCCAGUCGGCAUCAUUAUAUACAGUAACUGUAAUGUUAUGGCAAUGUGGGGCCUUUUGGUCUUCGAGAAUCACUCUAACUGAUGUACAGAACUUUUCAAUUAUGUGUUUUCUUGAUUAAAAACAAGAAUCAUGAGAAGAGAAUUAGAUAUUAAUAAAUUAAAUGUAUCUCAAUUCAGUCAUUGUAUUUUAUUGAAAUAAAUCAUCCAUAUGGUUUUAAUUUUA
Messenger RNA from Sebastes umbrosus (honeycomb rockfish), 2911 nucleotides. RefSeq names its product calcium-binding mitochondrial carrier protein Aralar1-like. The transcript is spliced from 18 exons. Gene Ontology annotation, molecular function: L-glutamate transmembrane transporter activity; calcium ion binding; L-aspartate transmembrane transporter activity. Gene Ontology annotation, biological process: malate-aspartate shuttle; aspartate transmembrane transport; L-glutamate transmembrane transport. The record is from RefSeq and is a predicted model, not a curated record. Lineage: Eukaryota; Metazoa; Chordata; Actinopteri; Perciformes; Sebastidae. The coding region runs from base 91 to 2151 and encodes 686 amino acids.